AUGAAAGAUUAUGCUACCGUCAUUUGGGCGGUUCAAACUCUGGGGGGUAUAAUAACGCCUGCAAACCCUAGUUAUACGGCCGACGAACUUACGCAUCAGCUGACGACUAGCAAAGCCAAAUUGAUUGUAACUCACUCUGUUUGUCGGAAUGCAGCCUUGGAGGCUUCUCGAGCCUCGGGCAUUAGCGGAGACCGUCUGGUGCUUCUAGUUGAUCCGACAUUGAGCCCCACCGUCAAUUCUUCGACUGUCGAAGAUCUCAUCGCGUUUGGAAUAAGCAGACCUCAGAGCUACAAAGCCCAAUGUUUGUUACCGGGCGAAGCUCGCACUACGCUCGCUUUCCUCUCGUUUUCAAGCGGCACAACGGGAAAACCAAAGGCUGUGGAAAUUUCCCACUUCGCCGUCAUCGCUAAUGUCAUUCAAAUGGCCGCGCAUUACCAAAUAUACGAUCCUGUGCAGCCUUCCAGUCGCAUGCUUCCUGGUGACAUAGCUCUCGCAGUUCUGCCUUUUUUUCAUAUUUAUGGUCUCGUUGUCAUGAUGCAUUACAUUUUAUAUUGCGGGAUGUCGAUCGUGGUUGUGCCGAAGUUUAAUUUUUCAAGUUUUCUGGACAGCAUCAUCCGCCACAAAGUUACUCAUUUAUUCCUGGUCCCCCCUCAAAUCGUCCUUUUGUGCAAGCAUCAAUCUGUGCAAAACUACGAUUUCAGCCAUGUCAAAUAUUGCCUGUCUGGUGCAGCUCCACUGAGCGGAGAGCUGAUGGAGCAGGUUACUAGUAUUCUUCCCAACGCAUCUAUUGGUCAAGGAUAUGGUUCGUCACCAGGCACUGUCUCCAUGGACCCCACUCAUGUGGUCCUAGCUACGAUAGGAAGCGCGGGUCGCCUCCUUCCCGGAAUUGUGGCCAGGGUGCUCAAACCAGACGGCACUUUUGCAGCUGAAGGUGAACAAGGUGAACUUGUGGUGACGGGUCCAUCCAUGGCUUUGAGAUACAUGGACAACCCGAAAGCAACUGCAGAAACUUUUGUGGGUGGCUGGGUGCGUACUGGAGAUGAAGUAAUCAUCAAAGAUCUCGAGGUUUUUGUCGUUGAUCGUUUGAAGGAGAUAAUAAAGGUUCGAGGGUUUCAAGUGUCCCCAGCGGAACUUGAGGGCCAUCUACUCCUUCACCCGGAUGCUGUCGAUGCAUGUGUUGUGGGCGUGCCGCAUGACUACAGCGGAGAACUGCCUUUGGCAUUCGUUGUGCUGGAAAGCAAAGCGCGACAGCGUGUCAACAACAACAGGAGCGAAGAACAGACGCUAAAGCGGAUUCUCUGUAAGCAUGUAUCUGAUGCGAAGGCCCAGUACAAGUGGUUAGCAGGGGGAAUCGAGUUUGUCGAUGAAAUACCAAAGAACCCAUCUGGAAAGAUACUUCGGAGAUUGUUACGCGAGAAAGCAAAGGCUUUGGCGAAACCAGUGACGGCUAGGCUGUGA
This is a messenger RNA of Laccaria bicolor S238N-H82, 1458 nucleotides long. RefSeq lists its product as uncharacterized. The transcript has 15 exons. Bases 1 to 1458 code for a protein of 485 amino acids. The record is from RefSeq and is a predicted model, not a curated record. NCBI's taxonomy places the organism in Eukaryota, Fungi, Basidiomycota, Agaricomycetes, Agaricales, Hydnangiaceae. Gene Ontology annotation, molecular function: CoA-ligase activity.